CGAGUAACUGCAUGUUUAUUCCCCUGCGCUCUUAUUAUCGCUGUCAGACUGGCUUCACUAGUUUACCCCGUACCAUUUUGUUUUUAGUCCUCUGUUGUCUUUUACGUUUCUGUUUAAUUCCCCACACAGUUCCUGACGCAGUUUGUAUACACGAGUGUUUUUUGGUUUUCUUCUGUGCACGUUCACCGCAGAUGGAAAACAAGAUGACGAUGCUAGCAGGCUAAUGCUAGCUGGUGUUGUUUGACAGACAGGUGAAAAAAAUAAUCAGUUUCUUUAAGAUGAGGAUGUUUUCAGUUUCACACAAGACGGCCUUUGUGGUCGAUCACUGCCCGUACAUGGCAGAGUCCUGCCGGCAGCUGAUCGAGUGUGACAUGCUGACCAAAAGCCGCUCACAGGGUGUGAUUCCUCUGGCUCCAGUCUCCAAAUCUCUAUGGACUUGUGCUGUUGAGUGCUCCAUGGAGUACUGCCGGAUCCUGUAUGACAUUUACCCCACCAGGAAACUAGUGAACUACAUUGUGAGUGAUUCUGAGGUUCACAUCCUGAACAGCUGGAAGCAGGAAAACCAGAACACACUUGAGUUGAUGGCUGCUUUAGCAGCUGUCGGGCCUCCAAACCCUCGUGAGGAUCCUGAAUGCUGCAGUGUGCUGCAUGGACUGGUGGCCGCAGUUGAAUCGCUGUGUAAGAUCACAGAAUACCAGCACGAGGCUCGUACUUCUCUGAUGGACAUGGCUGACAGAGUUGCCAAUAGAGGGCGCAUUAUCUGUCUUACUAAUGCCAAAAGUGAUACUCAUGUCAGAAUGCUGGAGGACUGUGUACUGGAAACCAUUCAGGAGCAGAACAAACUGGCUGCAGGAUCUGAUCGACUGAUGCCUAUUCAGCAGUGUGAGCUUGUGCUGGUCCACAUCUACCCACAGGGCGACGACACUCUGGUCUCAGACCGCCAAAAGAAAGAGCUCUCAUCAGUGUUGAGCAGUGAGGUUCACAGUGUGCGUGCUGGACGCUAUCUGGCCUCUAAACUGAAUGUGCUGGUUCAGCAGCACUUUGAUUUGGCCUCCACCACCAUCACUAACAUCCCCAUGAAGGAGGAGCAGCACGCUAACACUUCUGCAAAUUAUGAUGUUGAGCUAUUGCACCAUCGGGAUGCUCAUAUGGAAUUCAUCAAGAGUGGUGAUUUGCACAUGGCUGGCAGCACCAGCAGAGACAGUGGCCUGAAGGAAACAGUUACACUCAAAUGGUGCACUCCACGUACCAACAGUGUAGAGCUACAUUACUGCACUGGGGCCUAUCGCAUUUCUCCUGUUGACGUCAACAGCCGACCAUCUUCCUGUCUCACCAACUUCCUGUUGAACGGUCGAUCAGUGCUGCUUGAGCAGCCCCGAAAGUCAGGGUCAAAGGUCAUUAGUCACAUGUUGAGCAGUCAUGGAGGGGAGAUCUUUCUGCAUGUGCUGAACAGCACUCGCUCCACACUCGAAGACCCGCCCUCCAUCAGCGAGGGCUGCGGGGGACGAGUGACCGACUACCGCAUCACUGACUUUGGUGAGUUUAUGCGAGAGAAUCGUCUGACUCCGUUUCCAGACACAAUGGUAGAUACAGCAAGCAAAACUCCACUUGAGAGAGCCAAAGCCCAGCUAGAGCGGCACACACGGUACUGGCCAAUGAUCAUCUCUCAAACAACGAUCUUCAACAUGCAGGCGGUGGUGCCGUUAGCUAACCUCAUUGUGAAGGACACUCUAACAGAAGAGGAUGUGCUGACCUGUCAGAAAACAGUCUAUAAUCUUGUUGAUAUGGAGAGGAAGAGUGACCCUCUGCCCAUCUCAACUGUCGGCUCCAGAGGAAAAGGUCCCAAACGUGAUGAGCAGUAUCGGAUCAUGUGGAAUGAGCUGGAGACGCUGGUAAAGACUCAUGUGGGCACCAGUGAGCGGCACCAGCGUGUACUGGACUGUAUCGGUGCCUGCCGAAGCAAACCCCCAGAGGAGGAGGAGAGGAAAAAAAGAGGAAGGAAAAGGGAGGAUAAAGAGGACAAAACUGAGAAAAAUGGCAAAGACCCAGAGGAGAAGAGCUGGACCACAGACUCUGAGAGGCUGAAGGGGGUGAUGGAGCGUGAGAAGGAUGAACAGAGUGAAUGUGAGAUCAUUAAAGAUUCGCCAGACUCUCCAGAGCCCCUGAACAAGAAACCUCGCUUAGCCAUAGAGGAGCAGCAGCCUCCAGAGAAAUCUAAAGGUCCUGUCUCUCUACUUAGUCUUUGGACCAACCGAAUCACCCAAGCCAACUCCAGAAAACAUCAGGAGUUUGCAGGAAGAUUGACUUCUGUGAAUAACAAGGCUGAGCUUUAUCAACAUCUGAAAGAGGAAAAUGGGAUGGAUGCUCAUGAGAAUGGAAAAGCCACUAGAUGAUGUGUGGAGCAUGCCUCUUCUCAUCACUGCAGGAUCAUUGAUUGGUUGAGAUACUGUGAUUUAGUGACCUUGCGGCAUGAAAUCAAGAUGAUGUUUGCCAGGAUGCUGGCUUUGUGCCAGGCAAAGAACAAUGUUGUUUUUAUAAGGAGACACUUUUUAUAUGCUUAAGUUUGUACAAAGAAUUUGAAAUAUUCUGAAACUGUAGAAUAAAAAUGCUUGUAAAGUG
Messenger RNA from Myxocyprinus asiaticus (Chinese sucker), 2619 nucleotides. RefSeq names its product integrator complex subunit 13-like. Gene Ontology annotation, biological process: centrosome localization; regulation of mitotic cell cycle. Gene Ontology annotation, cellular component: integrator complex. The record is from RefSeq and is a predicted model, not a curated record. Bases 279 to 2393 code for a protein of 704 amino acids. Lineage: Eukaryota; Metazoa; Chordata; Actinopteri; Cypriniformes; Catostomidae. The transcript is spliced from 17 exons.